AAAAGGUUGUUGAAGUACCAUUCAACUCCACCAACAAGUUCCAGCUGUCAGUGCAUGAGUUGGAGGACCCCAUGGACCUGCGCUACCUGCUGGUGAUGAAGGGGGCGCCAGAGAGGAUCUUGGAGCGCUGCUCCACCAUCCUGAUCAAGGGCCAGGAGAUGCCUCUGGAGGAACAGUGGAAAGAGGCCUUCCAGACCUCAUACAUGGACUUGGGGAGCCUGGGGGAGAGAGUGCUGGGUUUCUGUUACAUCUAUCUAAAUGAGAAUGAGUUCCCUCGUGGUUACAAGUUUGACUCUGAUGAGAUGAACUUCACCACGUCUGGUUUGUGUUUUGCUGGACUCAUCUCCAUGAUCGACCCGCCCCGCGCCACUGUGCCUGACGCUGUCAUGAAGUGCCGCACGGCUGGAAUAAGGGUAGUCAUGGUGACAGGUGACCACCCGAUCACGGCCAGAGCCAUCGCUGCCAACGUUGGCAUCAUCACAGAGGGCAGUGAGACAGUAGAGGACAUCGCUACCAGGAAACGCAUCCCAGUGGAGCAGGUCAACAGGAGGGAUGCCCGUGCCUGUGUGAUCAGUGGUGGUCAGCUGAAGGACAUGAGCAGUGAAGAGCUGGAUGAAGCGUUGAGGAGUCACCCUGAAAUGGUGUUCGCCCGCACCUCCCCCCAGCAGAAACUCAUCAUCGUGGAGAGCUGUCAGCGCCUGGGCUCCAUUGUGGCUGUGACAGGCGAUGGGGUGAACGACUCCCCUGCAUUGAAAAAGGCAGACAGUAUUGCCAUGGGCAUAGCUGGCUCUGAUGCAGCUAAGAAUGCAGCUGACAUGAUUCUGCUGGAUGACAACUUUGCCUCCAUCGUCACAGGGGUGGAGCAGGGCCGUCUGAUCUUUGACAACCAAAAAUCCAUUGCGUACACACUGACCAAAAACAUUCCGGAGCUCACACCCUACCUCAUCUAUAUCACUGUCAGUGUUCCUCUGCCAUUGGGCUGCAUCACCAUCCUCAUGAUCGAGCUGGCCACUGACAUUGUUCCCUCUGUGUCUCUGGCCUAUGAGAAGGCAGAGAGUGAUAUUAUGCAUCUGAAACCCAGGAACCCGCGUAAGGAUAGGUUGGUGAACGAAUCUCUGGCUGCCUACUCCUACUUCCAGAUUGGAGCGAUCCAGUCUUUCGCUGGUUUCACAGACUACUUUACAGCGAUGGCCAGGAAGGCGUAUCCCCUGCUGUGUGUGGGGCUCAGGUCCCACUAGAACGUCCAUCUGCAGGACCUGCAGGACAGCUAUGGCCAGGAGUGGACAUACGCCCAGCGUCUGUAUCAGCAGUACACCUGCUACACUGUCUUCUUCAUCAGUAUCGAGAUCUGCCAGAUCGCUGACGUGUUGAUCAGGAAAACUCGCCGUCUGUCCAUCUUCCAGCAGGGCUUCUUUAGGAACAAGGUGCUAGUGAGUGCCAUCGUCUUCCAGCUGUUACUGGGUAACCUGCUGUGCUACUGCCCAGGGAUGCCCAACAUUUUCAACUUCAUGCCCAUUAGGGGCCAAUGGUGGUUUGUUCCAAUCCCAUACGGAAUUCUAAUCUUUGUCUAUGACGAGAUAAGAAAGCUGGGGGUCAGAAGACAUCCAGGAAGUUGGUGGGACCAGGAGCUGUAUUAUUGAGAUUAGAGGGCAGAUAUCUAGACCAAAGCCAAAAGUAGAAAGAUGCAGGUUAGCGUUUUCCGUCAUGAAUCUUGUUCUGGAGGCAGCUCUGCUCUGCAGUGGUCACUAGUUGGCCCAGCCACAAAGUCAUAAAAUAU
Salvelinus sp. IW2-2015 is the source of this 1777-nucleotide messenger RNA. Lineage: Eukaryota; Metazoa; Chordata; Actinopteri; Salmoniformes; Salmonidae. The record is from RefSeq and is a predicted model, not a curated record.